This is a messenger RNA of Aspergillus ruber CBS 135680, 1710 nucleotides long. RefSeq lists its product as uncharacterized. The transcript has a single exon. The record is from RefSeq and is a predicted model, not a curated record. The coding region runs from base 140 to 1459 and encodes 439 amino acids. NCBI's taxonomy places the organism in Eukaryota, Fungi, Ascomycota, Eurotiomycetes, Eurotiales, Aspergillaceae.
AUGUUACCGGAAAUCUCACCCUGACUCCGCAAUACUAGUAACUAUUAGGCUGUGUCUACCCAAGCCUUGAGCGACUCCCACAGAUUACCAGAUGUAUUCUAUCAUUCGCCGUAUACUUUCAAAAUCUCGCCCGCGAGCAAUGACACUGCAGACCAUCGUCGCGCAGGGGAAUUUCCCGGGUCUUUCGGACACCAGGGCAGUCGAUCUGUUUUGGACAGCAUUUCGACCAGAGCUUAAGCGCUUGAUAAAUGCGGAAUCGACAGUGGAAUCAGGGACUGCGAAACCUGCCGGAAGUUUGGAUAAUGGGGAAACGCCAUCGCGACACCUUUUCCAGACAGACUAUGCAGAAGUCAACCGGACGCUGGUGAAUAUGUUGGCGCUAAAAUGGGUUCUGGCGGGGGAUUACGACUCGUUCACAGCAUGCCAGCGCGACCAAGGAAAACUCAGCAAGCAGUCAUUCCACUGUCUAUGCAAGCUCUUCAAUGGCUAUAGGGAUAUUUACACGCUGCUAGUUGCAAUCGUGACAGAUGAUCUGGGGAAGGAUCCACAGCUUGCCAAAGAUCUUGCAGAGACAAGAAACCGCGACCCCACCGAGCAUAUCAAGAUGGAAAAUCAUUCAAAGGUUGUCUAUGAAGCAGCCAAAGCGGGAAUGAUUCCCGCUAUAGAAAGUGUUUCAGCUUAUGGGCGAGAAACCAUUCUCUGCAGCAUGGAAAUCGAAGGACAGCUCAAUAUAGCCCAAUUGGUACAGGGUGAGAACGUGCCGGCGAGUCUAUCGAUUCUUCGCAAUAUUCAAGAUGGUAGAAGUGGGUUUCACAUGAGAGCCAUAAUGACAAUACUAGAUAUUGCUGGCGCUGCGGCCCACAGGGAUGCCCGAGGCUGUCUGGUGAUGACGGAAAGUGUUUACCAAGGAUACAUGUCAGCAAUCGAGGCUCUGAAGAAACUUUCUCUAGGGAAGAUAUCAAGUGAGCGUGCAUGCUACGAUCAAGUUCUUACCGACCGGGCCAGAAGCCUGCAUUCAGAUGGAUAUGAGCUUUUGUCGACAGACAAUGCAGAGGAACGGGCACUUCUUCGCCUUUUUUGUAUGGGUCGUGUCGACAACAAACAAUCAGCAGAUCUUUUUAGAAUCGCUUUUACAACACUAUCGGUGGCUGAGAAGGGCAAUCUAGUUAAUGGACUAAAUGUGGACGGCUUAAAUGAUGGCACUGCUAUUUUGCCGUAUUAUGCCCCCGGGCUGACAGCUGAAGUUCUUCGAAGUGUUCAGGACAAGGGAGACCCUGCCGUGAUCAAAGCACUGUCAGCUUUCAUGCGGUUUAUGGCAAGAGUUAUGAUAACCAAGUCAGGGCCUAGUAGCUCCGGAGUUAUUGAACGAAACUUGUUGUUUGUCCAGGAUGUCAUAAAGAGCAACAACUUCAAAAAUGACCCAUAUGUCCUCGACGGGGUCCAGAUCCCGUGGAGUUAGUAAUUAUGAUUGAUGGAAUCUAUGAAUAUUUGAUGGUUAUGGGAUGAUGAUAGCAUUCUCUUUGUUGCAAUACAAGAAAACUCUCCGCGUCAGCCAUUUAAUUAAUGCAUGAACAAGUGCCUAGACAGACAAACAACUGGGACUGCGAGCAGUCGUUGGCAGCUGACUUGCCUCUGCCAUUAGUUGGUCUUUUUUUCCCACCGCGUUCCAGCAAUAGUUUUGAUCAUUCACGUUCUUCUGGGCAAGCCUCA